Molecule: messenger RNA, 14650 nt
Organism: Podarcis lilfordi (Lilford's wall lizard)
Lineage: Eukaryota; Metazoa; Chordata; Lepidosauria; Squamata; Lacertidae
Source: the annotation of a GenBank genome assembly
CGCUGCGGGACAAGCGCGACGUUCUCUCGCCGUGGCCUCUAUGGUUGGAGGCCACUUCCUCUUCAGGCGGAGAAAGCAGCAGCCCACGUGGGUGGCCAGGUAGGUUUGCGCGCUGCCAGGAGGGCAUGCAAUCCUGGACGGGGUUGCUGCAGUUUGGAUAGAGAACAGCUUGGGCAGGGAGGCUGGGCUGCAGAUCUCUCUCUCUCUCCCUCUCUCCCCCCCCCCCCCGUUUUCAGCUGAAUUUCUUACUGGCUCCGCAGACCACAGGGACUAGCAACUUGAACUUUUCUAUUUGCAAAAUCAGGGAGGGAAGGAGGAGCAGAAUUUGCCAAACCCAAACCCAACCUUUCGAGCCUUCAUCCCUGGGGGCAACUGCAAGGGCCUCGCGGUGCUAAUCCUGUGGCAUUGUUGUUGUUUAGUCGUUUAGUCGUGUCCGACUCUUCGUGACCCCCUGGACCAGAGCACGCCAGGCACUCCUGUCUUCCAUUGCCUCCCGCAGUUUCGUCAGACUCAUGCUGGUAGCUUCGAGAACACUGUCCAGCCAUCUCGUCCUCUGUCGUCCCCUUUUCCUUGUGCCCUCCAUCUUUCCCAGUAUCAGGGUCUUUUCCAGGGAGUCUUCUCUUCUCAUGAGGUGGCCAAAGUACUGGAGCCUCAGCUUCACGAUCUGUCCUUCUAGUGAGCACUCAGGGCUGAUUUCCUUCAGAAUGGAUCGGUUUGAUCUUCUUGCAGUCCAUGGGACUCUCAAGAGUCUCCUCCAGCACCAUAAUUCAAAAGCAUCAAUUCUUCGGAGAUCAGCCUUCUUUAUGGUCCAGCUCUCACUUCCAUACAUCACUACUGGGAUCUAGCUGAGGCUUUAGCUGCUGUUAUCCAGGGUGCAGCAAUGACCUUCAGACGUGGGUGGCUUUUAAAAGAUGCUCAGGCAAACCUAGGCUGGAUAUGGAUUGCCAUUUAUUAUGCCACCACCUCAAGGUGGUGUGUGCAUGGCUUUCUCUGCUCUUCCGCUCCCCUUUUUAUCCUCACAACAACCUUGUGAGGUAGGUUAGGAUGAGAGACAGUGAGGUCACUGAGUGGCUGACUGGGGAUUCAAACCCUGGUCUUCUAGAGGCUAGCACUCUAACCAUCACACUACACUGGUUAGCUAAAACAAGUUCUCAUGGUUCUGAAUUAAGGGCUGAUUUAAUAUAGGAAGAUGCUGUGUACGGAGUCAGACCCAUGGCUUGUCUAAUUCAGCCUUGCCUACAUUAACUCACUGUGGUGUUUCAGAUGGUACCCAGAGAUGCCAUGGACUGAAUCUGGGCCCUUCUACAUGGAAGCAGAUGCUCUGCUUUACUAAUACUCAGUGAUGCUCCUACCAUUGCUUUCGGAAUUAUUCAACCCCAAUUGCAAAUCAGGUUUAUUAUCAAAAUUUACAGACUUUCAGCUGUUUGCAAUGAGCACAUAAAACAAAAGCAAUUGAAGUAGCUCAACACAACGGAUGCUUCAAGUGGUUCCCCCAAAUUCAGCUGAAAUUGCUUAGCAAACUGUAGAUGAUUUAUGAGUGAUAAAUAACAAUUCCUGCAUGAACUGCUGGGUGGGGGAGUCAAGGCCAAGUGGAAAAGCCUAGAGCACAUCAGAUCAAAGUUGAUUUGGGGAUUUAUUAUUAUAAUUGUUAUUUUAUAAUUAUUAUGCAUGCUCAGGUAGGGCUUACAAAACAUACCAACUAAUUGCGCAUUUCUCAAAAUAGCUAAAAUACAGAACAAAACUAUGUCAUCAGGCCGUUAAAAUGUAAAUGCCCAUGAUUCAAAUAUAUGAUAAUAUAGCACACCGUUUAAAAGUGGAAACUCUGGGCAGGAGAUAUUGGAAAAAGUUUCUGUUUCAAGAUUUUCCAGAAAGACCACAUAAUCCAUGUUGAUUUAGCAUCUUGGUCCCCCCCCCCCCUUUUAAGGUUGAGAGAAAGGCAUAUUGAACAUCAGAGAUGGCACUUCACCUGUCUUUUAAAUCUGGCCUCUGGGACGCCGCAAGACUGCCCUGCGCCUUUGGAACCAUCCGACGUCUCUCCAUGCGGAGAAAACCUCAGGCGGGGGAGCGCGAGCUUCCUGGUGGGGUGAGCAGCCAAGUGAUUCCUGAUCGUGGGCUUGAAACAGCCAGGGACCAGAGCGAGGCCCAGCCACGUAAACCCUGGAAGGGUCGUGCCCUUCGGAACGAGUUCUGGCGGCAAUUUCGUGCGCAGACCGUGCCGUCUGACAGGGAGGAGCUGAAGAACUUGAGUAACGACGAUUUCCCCGAGAGGAAGAGGAGCCCCCCGCAGAAACCCCUCCCCGUCGAAAGGACCAAAGGCUCAGAGAUCUUGUUUGGGGUUGCUCCCUGCUCCUUGGCUCUGGCCAGAUCCAAGAGGAACUUUUUCCAACUCUUCCUCAAGGCUGGCAAGGGCACUCCAUCGCCUACGCUGGAAGAAUUCUCCCGGCGCGCCAAGGACAGGGGGAUUCCAGUGAAGGUGGUUCAAAGGAAGGUUCUGGAUGGCCUCUGCAAGGGCGGUGUCCAUCAGGGCGUGUGUCUGGAAGCCACGCCCCUCCGUCCCAUUGGUUGGCAGGAGGCACCGCCCCCUGAGGCAGAGGGAGUGGGGUCGCAGCUCCUUUGGCUGGCUUUGGAGGGGAUACAGGACCCCAUGAACCUAGGAGCCGUCUUGCGGUCUGCUCACUUCCUGGGUGUUGACAGGAUUGUGAUGAGUCAACGGAACAGGUAAAAUAGCACCAGGUGAAUUAUUUCAGGCAUGGGCCUGUAGCUCAGGGGCAGAGCAUCUGAAUGCGGGGAGCCAGAUCCUUACCUGCCUAUGUGAUUCAGCACUGGCAUGAGGACUAGAAUCUUAAUUUGUUUUUAGCUGAGCAACCAGAACUCCGGGAUAAAGCAUCUGCUUCGGGGGCAGAAGGUUCAGUCCCCGCCAUCCUGCCUGCCUGCAAUUCCUUAGGAGCAAGUGCCAUUGACCUCGGUGGGGUUUACUUUGGAGCAAUCCUGCGUCAGGCCAACUUGAGCACAGGCUGUGGGUUAGAUGCAGUUUUUCCAUUCUCUCUGCCCCUGCGGAGACAGGUGUUGCUAACAGAACCAGCUUGUGGAGAUCUGCUGGGAAGCAUUUAAUAAUUUUUGCCUCUACCCCGGGCUUCUCUCUUUGUAGCUGUCCCCUGACACCUGUGGUCAGCAAAGCCAGCUCGGGGGCCAUGGAAGUUCUGGACGUAUAUAACACAGAUGAUCUUCAGAGCCUUCUUAAGGUAACACCCCCCACAAACUUUUGCCUGUUUUUCUUUUAAAUUAAUGGUUACAGGCAACUUCCUGUACGCCCAAGGCAUGCACAACCGCACUCAUUGUUGCAAACCUGGACGUGGCGUGAAGAGGGGCAAAAAUGGCGCAGAAAUAGCGUCUGGCAGUCCCAUGAGCCUUUGCACUGUUAUUUGAGGCCUGUGGGAAGUUGGAUUUUAAGCAAGGAAGUUUGGAGAAAGCGCGUGUGGUGGAGUUUGGUGGAUUUUUGGUUUUUCCAGGGUUUCCGGAGGGUGUUUACAGGCCUUUUCGAUGGUGUUCCCAGUAUACGUGAUUUUGCUUAAAUGCACGGUGUCUCAGAAUGUAACCCCCAUGUCAAUGGGGAGUUGCCUCUACAUUUUUAUCUUGCCUUUCCUCCAAGGAGUCAAAGGGGUGAACGUCGUUCUCUCUCCUUCCCCAAUGUAUUCUCACAACAACCCUGUGAGGCAGGGUAGGAUCAGAGACAGAGAAAGGGUCAGUUGGGGAGUUUCAUGAAUCGGUGGGGCUUUGAGGCCUGGUCUCUCAGGUCCAACACUCAGACCCCAGGAGUGACUCUCCUGUAGCGCUCCAGAUGUUGCUGGACGCCAGCUCCCACAAUCCCCGAGCAUUGGCGGUGCUGGGGGGCGGGGGCAUUAAUGGGAGUUGGUGUCCAAUGAUCUCCAGAGAGCUACAGCUUCCCUGACUCUGCUCUGACCACCUUUGCUCUGAUUCAGCAGCAGCACUCCUCUUAAAUUCACACGGUGAGAUUGCUUGCAAGCAAAGCACUGGGAAGGACGCUGGCUUGUCUGCUUUGUAUGCCAAAGGUGCUGGGUUCAAUUCCACAUGGGGCUGGGGGAAAGCCUCAAACCCUGGAGAGCUGCUGCCAGUCAGAGUUGACAACCCUGAGCUAGAUGGACCGAUGGCUUGGCUCGGCUUAAGGCAGCUUUCUGCGAUCCCAUUUUAAACUGCCUUUCAUCCAGAACCAAGGGGACUAGAAUCUUUGUUUCCAAGUUAGAAUGAUCGUAACUCAGUGCUUUGCAUGCAGACGAUCCCAGAUUUAAUUCCUGAUGUUUCUGGGUAGGGCUGAGCAAGGCUCCCUGUCUGAAUCCCUGGGGGGUUGCUGCCGUUCAGAGCAUACUGCGUUGACCCGGAUAGACAAAUGGCCUGACUCUGUAGCAGACAGCUGGUCUCUUAUUCCUUUUGCUCUGAUGCAUUCUAGCGUCUCUUCUGCCUUGCUUGGAAUGGCUGCUGUGCCCCGUUCAGCCACCCAGUGGCAGCAUUGUACAAGCUUUUAAAAAUAAGUUGGAUUUUGCUAGGUUGCCAGCCUGAGGUCCAUACGAAGUGGGGUGUGCACAUAAGAUUGAAAGCUGGGUUUACAAUAGGGUCACCAGACGUCCCCGUUUCCCGGGGGCAGUCCCCGGAUUUGCGAAUAAGUCCCCGGACAAAUGCCAUCCCCGGAAUGUCCCCGGAUUUCAUCUAAUGUCCCCGGGAAAUGCAGCAGCGGCAGUCUCAGCAGCCCGGAGCAGUUGGCUCUGGCUGGCUUCAGGAGCUGCUCAGAAGUCCCCAUAUGAUGUGGUGGUGCAGGGGCUCUCAGAUGCAGCUUCCGGGCUGCCUCCACCUUCCCUGACCCCAGCAACUCAGCUGUGAAGGGAGGCUUCAUGCUGCCGAUCAGAGCUUGUGUGCAAGCAGGAGGGGGCAGGGAUCUCUCAGCUAGGCAAAUGGAAGCCUCCCUUCGCAGCUGAGGGAUCCCUGCCCCCCUCCUGCUUGCACGCAAGUAGGAAUUGGAAUGGGGCUGCUCUGAAAGGCAGUGUGAAGUCUCCCUUCCCAGCUGAGGGAUCUCCCUCUCUCCUGCUUGCACGCAAGUAGGAAUGGGAUUGGGGCUGCUCCGAUGUCAAGGGAGACAUUGCUCUGCCUGACAGAUCCCCGCCCCCUCCUGCUUGCAUGCAAGUAGGAAUGGGGCUGCUCCGAAAGGCAGUGUGAAGUCUACCUUCCUGGCUGAGGGAUCCCCGCUCCCUCCUGCUUGCACGCAAGUAGGAAUGGGAUUGGGGCUGCUCCGAUGGGAAGGGAGACCUCACGCUGCCUGAGCCUCGCUGCCGCCACCACUCUCGGCCCUCCUUCUCCGCCUUCCAUGCCUGACCCACUGCACACCGCUUCCCCACCACCACAGAAGAACCAACAACUCAGGGGCUGCCCAGGCUCAUGGAGAAAGGAGAUAGAAGUCUUGGAGGAAGGCGGUUGAGGUCAGGCGGCUGCUGCCCCUCUGCCACCGCCAUCGCUGCAGCAUCAACGUCCAAGUGUCCCCGGAUUCAUUGGAAAAAAUCUGGUAACCUUAACAAGCUGGGAAAAGGAUGGAAUUUACCUGAUGAGCACCUGCCAGGUGUAUCUGGGCGCAAGGACACACAUGACACAAGCCCGGGACCCGUCUUCCCACCAGUUGGGCAUUGAGUCGGCCAAGAGACGAUUUAAUGCUGGCUGGCCUUUCAGACAAUGAAAGGCAAAUGGCCUAAUUUUUCAGCCGCCUUUUCUCUGCCCCUUUCCUGUGGGUCUGGGGAGCCUCCCCCUCCGAUCUCUGCCAGCUGCCCCGCUCUGGAACGACCCCAUAAAGAGGCCAUUAAGAAGGUGUUGCAACUUAAUUGAAACAUCUGUGUGGACCGCUUCCCUCUACUAUAAAUGUGCAAUUUAUGAACAUUUGGGCCGUUGAGGCGCUCUGUUUAAUUGGGUCCACGUUGGCCGGCUUCACCUUUGCUGCGGAGUGGGCAUAAAUCCCAGCGUCGUUACGGCCUGGAAAUGGCAGGUUUUUCCAGAAAACGAGGCAGAUUUUUCUCCCCCCCCCCAAAAAAAGGGAUUUUGUAGCUGGUUGUGUUGAAAGGAUGAGCUGGGAGCAUGUAUGCAAUAGCAACUUGUUUUCCUGGAUCAGAGCAAAGUCUGUCUGGGAGGGGCUGGACCUGCUUUCCUCUUGAUGUCAUUAGAUUCCACCUCCAGUCAGCCCCAGCCAGCAGGACCAGUGGUUAGAGAUGAUGGGAGUUGUAGUCCGGAAGCACUUGUGCUAAGCUGUUUCUAUGCCCCCCUCUCACAGUAGCUAGAGGCAAGACCUUUCCUAAUUCCCUCCAAGGAGCUCAAGGAGGAGUACAGUGGUACCUUGGGUUAAGAACUUAAUUUGUUCUGGAGGUCCGUUCUUAACCUGAAACUGUUCUUAACCUGAAGCACCACUUUAGCUAAUGGGGCCUCCCGCUGCCACCGCACGAUUUCUGUUCUCAUCCUGAAGCAAAGUUCUUAACCUGAGGUACUAUUUCUGGGUUAGCGGAGUCUGUAACCUGAAGCGUAUGUAACCUGAAGCGUCUGUAACCCGAGGUACCACUGUACGUGGCUCUCCCCCUCCUUGCUUAGUCCCCACAACAACCCUGUGAGGUUGGUUAGGCUGAGAAGCAGUGACUGGUCCUGCCUGUCCCUGCAAGCUUCAUGGCCGAGUGAGGAUUUGAAAAUAAUAAGAAUAAUAAUUAAUAUUAAUAUUAAUGUCUCUGGACAGCUUCCAACAGAAUAUUAAAAACACAAUAAAACAUUAAAAACUUCCCCAAACAGGGCUGUCUUCAGAUGUCUUCUAAAAGUCAGAUUGUUGUUUAUUUCCUUGACAUCUGAUGUGAGGGUGUUCCACAGGGCGGGUGUCACUACCGAGAAGGCCCUCUGCCUGGUUCCCCGUAACCUCGCAGUGAGGGAAACGCCAGAAGGCCCCCGGCGCUGGACCUCAGUGUCUGGGCUGAACGACGCUCCUUCAGGUCUACAGGACCGAGGCUGUUUAGGGCUUUCAAGGUCAGCACCAACACUUUCAAUUGUGCUCGGAAACGUACUGGGAUUUGAACCCUGGCCCUUGCCUGGCACUCUAACCCCAGCUCCACACUGGUGCUCAGUUUGAUGGGUCCUCCACUCCAGCGGCUGGAGAGAGACUCCCAGCUAUCAAGGGAUACUUGGACUUCCUCUGGGUUUGAAUUCCUGGCUGCAAUGGAGGUUGGGCCGCCUCGCACCAGGGAAUAGUUUGUCAGAUGCUUUUGGUUCCGUGUUGAGGUUUCAUUUAUUGUUUUUAACCCGUAGUGCUUCCUGGGAACCCAUGAAGUUUGAGUUUCUGAUUUAAACAGUGAACAAACAGCAAACCAGCACAGAUGUAUCUUUUUUUCCAUAUCAUGGAAGUCAGAAUUUAUACGAAGUAAUCCUCAAGUUUGCCUUUUUCUCUUGCUCCUAACUCACCCCCCUUUUCUUCUGGAAGGCAAAAUCAGAGCAAGGAUGGGAAGUCCUUGGAACAGCUGCCCACACCAAGGACCUGGAUUCUGUCCCCACCGUGAGUUGCUUAGAUUUCCGCUGGAAGGGACCCGCCAUACUGCUGCUAGGUAUGUAACACUGCGGCACUUAAAUUUUCAGGAAGCCCUGUGCAGUGGUACCUCAGAAGUCAAACGUAAUCCGUUCCGGAAGGACGUUCGACUUCCGAAACGGUCGAUAUCCAAAGUGCAGCUUCUUAUUGGCUCUUGCAAUCGGAAGAGCCAACCGGAAGCCGCUUGUCCUCCGCGUCAGAGGUUUGGCUUCCGAAAAAUGUUCGCAAACCGGAACACUUACUUCCAGGUUCAUGGUGUUCGGGAGCAAAGCCGUUUGAGUACCAAGGUACCACUGUAUUGGGAAGUUUUUAAUGUUUCAUGUUUUAUUAUGUUUAUAUUGGUGCUGGAGCAACCCAGCCAGAUGGGUGGGGUAUAAAUAAUAAAGUUGUUGUUGUUUUGGAGGGCCAAACUUUUGCAGAGAAGCUGGCCGUAGCUCAGGGAUAGAACAGGUGCCAGGUUCAAUCCCCAAGUAGGGUUGGGAAUGAUUCCAGGCAGAAAACCCUGGAGAGAGGCUGCCGGUCAGUGUAGACCAUAUGUGUGUGUGGGGAUGGGGAAGGGUUUGCCAACAUGGAAUCUACAGCCGCUAGUGUCUUAUGGCUAUUUCCCUGAGCAACAGCCCUGUGAGGUAAGCUAGGCCAAGAAACAACAAAGCGGUUAAAGAUUCCACCCCCCGCCCUUGUUAGCCGGGUAGCUGGGAGAGGAUUUGAACUCGCCUCCCCCCCCCGCCCCACAUUUACCACGAUACCACAUUGCCUCCAAGACCACAUAGCUUGGAGGUCUUGCGACACCCCUGACAAAUGAAGGAAGGCAGCUAGGAGACUGCAAGGACUUGGGUCCGGGGUGUGCUCCAGUUUUUAUUUUAUUUUAUUUUAUUUGUUUGAUUGAUGUAACCGCCCUUUGUCACAAGAUCUCACGGCCGUCCGCAAGAUAAAAUACGAAGUAAAAGCACAAAUAAGUACAGUGGUACCUCGGGUUAAGAACUUAAUUCGUUCCGGAGGUCCGUUCUUAACCUGAAACUGUUCUUAAGCUGAGGUACCACUUUAGCUAAUGGGACCUCCCGCUGCUGCCACACCGCCGCUGCACAAUUUCUGUUCUCAUCCUGAAGCAAAGUUCUUAACCCGAGGUACUAUUUCUGGGUUAGCGGAGUCUGUAACCUGAAGCAACUGUAACCUGAGGUACCACUGUAGUUGAAACAAAAACAACAAUAUGAUAGCCCCCUUUUCCACAAACGCCAUUUAAAAGUCUGUAAAAUAUUAGUCAACCAAAGGGUUAUUGUGGGAUAUCGUACCAUAGACAGCCCUCCAGACCUUUCUAGACUCUCAACGUCCCUGGCCAUUGGCUGGCCUGGCAGAGGAUGCUGGGAGUUGUAGUUGCACAACCUCUAGAGUCUCACAGACGCGCCACCUCGCCCUGGCUUUACCUGUGCCAUACCAAAGUAUUGUGCACCAACCGUCUGCCAGCCCAUCAAUUUUCGGAAAGCUGAAAGAGAACAGGGAAGAUAUCUUCCCCGCUGUUGUUUAUCUUCAGCACCUGGUUUUUAAGAGAGUGUCUGCAUCCGAGCAUGGAGGGUCCCUCUCAACCCCUAGGGAGGGCCGCCGGUUCCCCUGUGUUACAGGACAGAAAUGCACUUUUUCGCUUCCACCGCCAAGGAGUCUCUCCUGAGUUAUGCGCUGGGGGCUGUUUGCCCGUGGCUGGGAGCAUGAGAGAUGCUUUGGGUUAUUUCUCUGCGGCGGGAAAGGCGGCGGUGCCCCAAUGGUCCCCUUUCCUUUCCUUGCCAGGCUCAUCUUUAACCGAAACGCUGAUUGAAGCCGGGGAGCUGACAGGACGCCGCGGCGUCGCUCCCGGGGCUCGGAUACCUUUUCGAUUACAGGGAGGAAAGAGAUACUGGCAAGUCGGGGGCGGGAAUGAUGAGCUGCGGGGAAAUCCAUCUCCACAACGGGUGGCGGGAUGACGAGCCGGGGACUGCGGUGACAGUCGGGGGCUGUUACUUUGAAGGACGGCUCGGCUCGUCCCUGCGAGGGAACGGAAUCUCUUUCGGCGGAGCGGAGGGGCUCCCGAGAGCGGGCCGGCCUCUUCUCGCCGGCGAUGAUUUCCACUCUCUGUUGAGCGCUUGGCAGAAAAGAGAAAAUUGGACAGGGCAGGGAGCCUGGGAGAUUUGGGGGAGAGGAAGGGGCCUGCGGUUUGCAGAAGUGCGAGGAGAAAGGAGAAUCUGAAAAUUUGGGGCAGUUGGAUGAGGACAGAGCAGGCCCAUCUGCCUGUUAACUGCCCUGAGAUCUUGUGAUGAAGGGCAGCAGAGAAAACUAAUAAAUAAUACUAAUACUAAUACUACAGUGGUACCUUGGGUUACAGACGCUUCAGGUUACAGACGCUUCAGGUUACAGACUCCACUAACCCAGAACUUCGGGUUAAGAACUUUGCUUCAGGAUGAGAACAGAAAUCGUGCUCCGGCGGUGUGGUGGCAGCGGGAGGCCCCAUUAGCUAAAGUGGUGCUUCAGGUUAAGAACAGUUUCAGGUUAAGAACGGACCUCCGGAACGAAUUAAGUACUUAACCCGAGGUACCAAUGUAGUAAUAAUAAAAAUAAUAAAAAUAAUAAAUUUUAUUUAUAUCCUGCCCUCCCCAGCCAAGACCGGGCUCAGGGCGGCUAACACCCAAUAUAAAAACAAUGGAUUGAAAUACAACUUAAAAACAAGAUUAAAAUACAACAUUUAAACAUUAAAAUACAGCCUCAUUUCAAAUCAAAAACUUUUUGGGGGAUGAAAACAUCAAGUCUUCACCAAGGCUAACUAUCCAGACUGGUCCUACAUGGGCCAGGAAAAAGCCAGGGAAGUCCCCAAAUUGGAGUUCCAUCACAGAGGGAGAAAGGAAAAAAGAAAGAGGGGGAGGGAAUCAAGUUAAUUCCAAGACAAAGGCCAUGCGGAACAACUGUGUCUUACAGGCCGUGCGAAAAGAAAUCAGAUCUAGUCUAGCAUACUGAUCUCACAGAGGCAAACUAGAAGCCAACUGUCCCUAAUUGGGAUUCCCCUUGACUGUUUUUCAGAGACAUACUGCCUCUGAGGCGGUGCAUAGCCAUUGUGGAUAGUAGCCAUCGAUAACCCUUUCCUCCAUGAAUUUGUCCCACCCUCUUUUAAAGUCCUCCAAGUUGUUGGCCAUGCCUGCUUCCUGUGGGAGGGAGUUCCGUAGUUGAACUGUGUGAAGAAGUCCCUAAUGUCUGUCCUGGGUAAUUGUAUACACGGGUGGCGCUGUGGGUUAAACCACAGAGCCUAGGACUUGCCGAUCAGAAGGUCGGUGGUUUGAAUCCCUGCUUGGUCCCUGCUCCUGCCAAACUAGCAGUUUUAAAGCACGUCAAAGUGCAGGUAGAUAAAUAGGUACCAUUUACAGAAUGGUAAAUGGCGUUUCCGUGCGCUGCUCUGUUUCGCCAGAAGCGGCUUAGUCAUGCUGGCCACAUGACCUGGAAGCUGUAUGCCAGCUCCCCCAGCCAAUAAAGUGAGAUGAGUGCCGCAACCCCAGAGUCGGCCAUGCCUGGACCUAAUGGUCAGGGGUCCCUUAUCAUGGAGGUGGUGUUGCUAUCUCAUGCUCUGGGACAUUGGCAUGGAUCAUGCCCCCCCCCCCCACAUCUUUUUAAAAAAGCAUCUCAAGUGUUUCUGGUUGGGUGGUCAAUUUGAGGGAGAUUAAAUUGGACGGGAGUGAUCUUGUGUAGGAUAUUGUUGGAGGGGGGGAGAAUAAAUUAAUUUAAGAUGGAUGUUAAUAGAGAGGAUUUGGGGGACGUAACAAAUAAGUGUAAUUGACCUGAUCUGGAGAAGAGGAUCUGUUGGGGAAUUAAUUAGGGGAUAAAUGAAUUGGAAGAAAAAGUGAUCUGGGGUGGCUGUGGCAGGGGGGAACAGGACAAAGUAAUUGAAAAAAUAUUUGAGAGAAUUGCAUAUCGGCUGCCUUGCCUUCUGUGGUGGUUGAAGUUUGGAUCUCAUAUAAAUUCUUUGCAAAGUUGUGUUCUCUGGAUCUAGGCCCCAGAAGCUGUACCCAGAAGCUGUCCAUUCAUUUCAGUGGGUCUGUUCUGAGUAUGAGUUAUGUUGAACUGCAAUCCUAGAUCAUUUUAAAGGAUCUGGCAGCACUUCGGCCAAACUCCAUUGGUCAUUUGUCUCGGGACAAGCGCCCAGAGAAGCAGUUUCUCGUCAGCUGUUUUCCAGUUACCAAAGAGCCUGAUCUUAAUUAUCGCCAACAGCUUCCUGAAACAAAUUCAGCCUCAUCCCAAGUUUAUUUACCUGGGUAUUUCUGCCCUGCCUUUCAGCCCCAAGGGGUUAGCGGUCUUUUUAACAAGAAAACACAAGCCCUGUCUGAUAAAAUCCAUAAUCUAAAAUACAAACACACCCUACUUUAAAAAGAGCCAUGGGGAGUUGAAAAAGGCAACUGAACCAAACUCAUUGCCUGUUAAUCAAACAUGUUGAGAUCAGGUUCAGGGGAUGAAGAUGGUGAUGUUAGGGGAAGAGGACCUAUGAGGGAAGCAUGAUCCAUUUCGUCUGGAGAACACAGAAUCGUAGAGUUGGAAGGAACCCCAGGGGUCAUCUAGUCCAACCCCCUGGAAUGCAGGAAUCACAGCUUGCACGAUAGCCCUUUUUCAAAUAUCUGAAGGGCUGUGGCAUAGAACAAACAUUUAUUUAUUCAGUUUACAUACAGCCCUUCAUUGGUGCCUCUCUCUUUUAUUUCAAUAUCUUUUUGGUUCUGAUUUGCUUUCAGAUAUUUUAAAAAAGAAAAGGCACCAAUGCUAAGCGACAACAUAUCCUCGCACUAAUGAAAUAAAAGCAGCUUUAAUGCAAGAGUCGCCAACUUUUUCAGUCCAUAGGCUUAUUUGGAUUUUUGAGCGAGAGUUUUGGGCUCCCACCUCCUCUGGUCCAUUUCUCCCCUUCCCCUCCUGCGAGUCAGCCCCCACCUUGAAAGAGAGAAUCUUACACACACACACACUGCUUUUCCCAAGAGAUCUGAAUAAAAGUCAGAGCUUGAGGAAGUGGGAAAGAGUGCCACUCUUCCUACUUCUUUCUCCAGCUCUAUGUUUUCUUAAAGGGAUGGAAACAACGUUAUUUAUGUCCAAGGGUGUGGUUUUUGUAUGUGCCCCUCAGAGGCUCCACGAGCACUUAGGGCAAGACCAUGAAAUUAAAAUCCUGGCGUUUUAUUGCCUUGUGUUUUGCCCGUGUGCAGGAAAUGAAGGUUACGGCCUUUCUCCGGGGACUAGAAGCUUGUGCCAAAGGAUGUUGACCAUUUUCCCAGGGCGAGAGCUGCCGCCUGGGAUCGAGUCCUUAAAUGUGUCUGUUGCAGCUGGUAAGCGAUUCCACCUUUGAACUCAUCUCUCCUUGAAGCUUCUUCCUUCCUGAGCAGGAAAGUAAAAUCUUGCCGACUGUUGAAACUCUUCUAACACUUUUUUUGUUGUUCUUUUUCUUUUGAUAAAAUUCUUCUGCAGGAAUCCUCUUGCACUCGAUCUGCAGCCAAAGAGAGAGAGACCCGUGAUGCUUCUAUAAGAAAAACAAAACAAAAACACUGUGCCUUUGAGGAACUCGCCCAGAAGUUCUGAGAUUAGGGGAAGCUGCGUCCGGAAAUUUUCUGGGCCAGAAGGAAAGGAUUGGAACACAGUCCUCUCUUCUACUCUCUUCCACCAGACAGGGUUGGUGGAGCAGCAGGGCCACAAGGCAUCCACAGCUGUUGUGUGACAGAAGGUGUGUAGGUUUGUGUGUGUGUGUGUGUGUGUGAGAGAGAGAGAGAGAGAGAGAGAGAAAGAGAGAGAAUGUGCUCUGCAAGAAUUUUAGUCCUGAUGAUGACUUUAAACUCUAGUGCAUCUCAGUGCGUAGAGUCCAGGCAUGUCCAAAGUCUGUCUCAGGGGCCCAAUCCGGCCCCUGUAGCAGUAUAUUUCCUGGGGUAAAAUCCUAAAAAGCGCACAACUUCAAUCCUAAAAAAGAGCUCAACAACUUUGGGGUACAAUCCUAAAAAAGGUCAACAACUUUGGUUGGCCCUUUGGUCGGUCCUCACGGCCCUUCACUUCAUCAAAUCUGGCCCUAUUUGAAAAAAGUUUGGACACCACUGGACCAAGCAUUGCACACACCUCAUGUAUCUCAGUGGGUAGACCAGGUAUCUCUAAAACCCCCCACGUUACAAUGGCUGCCCAAAUCUCUGGAGUAUUUUGAUCUGUUUGUGCGUUGGCCAGUGGUAGGUGAGCUCAAGCUGGGCAGAGGAAUGACCCCGUCUGAUCCAACCUGCCUCUUUUAGCCUGGCGAAGGUGGUUUUGGAUUCCUCUCCUCUGUAAUCUCAAAGGUGGAGGGGUUCUGGGGUUGAGCAAGGGGUUAAGACUCCAUUGAGUGCAGUGCAAAAUUGCGAGAACACUUUACAGAUAUAGGAAGAUGAGCUACUGAGUCUGGCUAGUGGUCUGCCUAGGCCAGCUUUUCCUUUGCCUCUGGAGUCUUCCCUAUGUAUGGUAUAUCAGAAAAAAUAGAUUCCGUUCUUGGCAACGAGGAUCCAUUUCAGUCAUGUGUACCUUGGCCUGUAGCAAAACUAUUAAAAGAACACAAGCGAAAUGUUUCAUUUGCUUUGCUUUCCCUGUUCUGCAGAAGUCUGGGUUUUUUAAAAAAAAUAAUAAUAAAAAAUAUGUAAUAAUACAGCAUUAUAAAAACCCGGGAAUUGGUUUGAAAUUUCAGUUUCUUAGGAAGGAGGAAGUAUAUUCUUCCCACUAGGUGGUGGUAAAGAUACAGAUUGCGGUUUGCUUCACUAUGGGCAGAAAACAGUUUUAUAGCAAGAUAUCAUUUCAUCCUUUCUUGUUUGCUGGAAGGAAAUGGGAAUAAAAGCCAUUUCUUUAUCCUUGAUACCGAGCUCUGAUUCUCUGUAUUUGUGUAUGUGCGUAUUUUGUAUCUCUCUGCAUGAGAAACCAUUUUUUUAUUAAAAAAAAUGGAAUGUCAUUUUGAGGGCAACGAUUUUAUAUUACUAAUGAUUAUUUGAGAGAUUUCUAAAUGCUUUUCAAGAACCCCCCCCCCAAAAAAAAGUGGUGUAGGAAAUAAACAUGAAAGUAUAG